UGCUGGCAGCAGCCUUCCAGACCACUCCGACAGUGACUGCAAGACUUCUCAACCUGAAGAGAUGAUUGUGUUCACUUUUCUCUUUGCUUUGCUGUGGGACAGAGCUCUUGGCUGGGGAUUCAAGGAUGGAGUGCUGCACAACUCGAUUUGGCUAGAGCGGGCAGCUGGAGUAUAUCACCGAGAGGGAAGGUCCGGAAGAUACCAACUUACCUAUGCAGAGGCAAAAGCAGUAUGUGAAUAUGAAGGAGGACAACUAGCUACAUAUCAGCAGUUGGAAGCUGCAAGAAAAAUAGGUUUUCAUAUGUGUGUUGCUGGCUGGCUAGCUAAGGGAAGAGUUGGCUAUCCCAUUGUCAAACCUGGAAGCAACUGUGGCUUUGGCAAGACUGGCAUUGUUGAUUAUGGGUUUCGGCUCAACAGAAGCGAGAAAUGGGAUGCUUAUUGCUAUAACCCAAAUGGAAAAGAUUGUGGUGGGAUCUUCACAGAUUCAAAACAUAUAUUUAAAACCCCUGGCUACCCAAAGGAGUAUGAAGAUGAUCAAAUCUGUUAUUGGCAUAUCAGAGUGAAGUAUGGUCAGCGGAUCCAGAUUCAGUUCCUUGACUUUGAUCUUGAAGAUGACACAGCUUGCAUGGCUGAUUACUUAGAAAUAUAUGACAGCUAUGACGAUGUCAAUGGCUUUGUGGGAAGGUAUUGUGGAGAUGAACUUCCAGAUAACGUCAUUAGCACAGGAAACGUCAUGACUCUGAAAUUUCUGUCUGAUGCUUCAGUAACAGCAGGAGGCUUUCAGAUUAAAUACAUUGCUUUAGACUCACCCAAGAGGAGUGGCGGAAAAAAUACAACUACUCAAGACAGCACAAAUUACUUAGCUGGAAGAUUUGGCAUUAUAUGAAGAAACAUUGACAUGAAGGAGAAAAAAAUGCCAUUAAUGCCUGACUAAAGUCAUCUUCCCAUUCCCCAUCAGCUCAAUUGCUAAAGCUACCAGCUUCCUCCUGGUGGAUCCUGCCCCCCAUAAUUUUCUGCCUGUUACCUUCUCUUCACUGGAAUUCUAGCUGCAUACAUUACACAACCCUCCAUUCAACAGUAAUUCUCACCAUCACGUGGAUCCUCUCAUGACUCUUCCUGCAUCUCCAUCUACCACCAUAAAAAUCCUCUUUUUUGUCACACUCGUUUCAUUUUUUUCAGCCAGCAUUUUAGGGGCCAAGUGACUGUGUGCAAAUAAAUUAUCUUUGUGCUUCAGGGAUGCUUUCUGAUAGCCACUUUGAAUUGUAGGCAAUAAUGAUUUCCUAGAACCAGAAUAUGAAGAAACAUUUAAUCCAGAUUCAACAACUAUACUGCCUCUGAUGUAUUAUUGAGAUUUUUAAAAUAAUUAAAAAUUAACGGACUUUGGAA
Messenger RNA from Hemicordylus capensis (graceful crag lizard), 1386 nucleotides. RefSeq names its product TNF alpha induced protein 6 (gene TNFAIP6). Bases 62 to 886 code for a protein of 274 amino acids. NCBI's taxonomy places the organism in Eukaryota, Metazoa, Chordata, Lepidosauria, Squamata, Cordylidae. Gene Ontology annotation, molecular function: hyaluronic acid binding. Gene Ontology annotation, biological process: negative regulation of inflammatory response; cell adhesion. The transcript is spliced from 6 exons. The record is from RefSeq and is a predicted model, not a curated record.